AUGGUAAAGCUAUGGGAGAGUAUCGCAGAAUUUCGACACAACAAUGAUUUACUAGGGUAUGUGAAAGACAAGGAGUGUACUAGGUUAUGUUUGGAGACGGCAUUAGGGAAACCUAUCGGUGAUUGCCACCUGAUAGUGGAUCCCAUGAUGGAGAGAUAUAGCUUGUAUAAGAGGGAACCGUCUUAUCUACCGACCUACCUGGUCUUGCUCAGAAUUCGCCCUACCGAACGACGACCUAAACAACAAGCAGCAAUAACACCAGCAAAAAACAAGGAACACUCGGAGCCACCAACCAGCCAAUCACCACCAGCCUCAGCUCUGAGGAAUAGGAUUAACCACAAGGUUAAAGCUCGAAGCUUAGAAGGUACCACUACCGUAUCAAACCCAACUAACCAGGACACCAGAAAACAGCGUUCGUAA
Aspergillus luchuensis is the source of this 420-nucleotide messenger RNA. RefSeq lists its product as uncharacterized. The transcript has a single exon. The coding region runs from base 1 to 420 and encodes 139 amino acids. Lineage: Eukaryota; Fungi; Ascomycota; Eurotiomycetes; Eurotiales; Aspergillaceae. The record is from RefSeq and is a predicted model, not a curated record.